Molecule: messenger RNA, 1543 nt
Organism: Leptopilina boulardi
Lineage: Eukaryota; Metazoa; Arthropoda; Insecta; Hymenoptera; Figitidae
Product: hsp70-binding protein 1-like
Exons: 6
Coding region: 129-1262 (377 amino acids)
Source: RefSeq, a predicted model, not a curated record
AAAAAUUAUACGUCAGAAUCUCAUAGAACAUAACCUUCAAAACAAAACUAGUCCCAUUUACAGAUUCUCUCUCUCUCUCUUUAUACAGAAUAGUCAUCAAAAUUAAUUAAACGUGCUUUUAUCGAUUAAUGGGAGCUUCUCACGCUGGAAAACAAACGAGAAACAUGAACAGUAAAAAUUCACAAUCAGACAAUAGCACUACUGGUCAGGAAAAUGCCAGUAGCAGUGCUAGACCACUUUCAAUUGAAGCACCACGUUCACAAAAUCAAAAUCAAUCGAGUGGACAACCAUUACCUGUUCAACCUCGACAACCAUCAAAUUUACCAGGACUUCUUCGAUUUGCAAUGGAAGCAACAAGAGCUGAAGAUGCUCCUCAUGAAUCAUAUGUACAACCUUUGGAUGAGGAGCGGAAAAAAUUUUUAAGUGAAGCUCUUGCCUCAAUGACAGUCAAUGUAAUUGAAGAAUUACAUAAAUGUGUGAAAACUCUACAAAAUGUCAUUGAUCUUCGACCUGAUGACGAUCCAUCGGAAUAUGAGGCGGCAAUUGAGACAAUGUCCGAUUUUUGUGACAAUGCCGAUAUUGCCAAUGAUUUUUACAAAAUUGGAGGAUUUUCCAUAUUUGGUCCAUGUUUAAAUUCACCGCACAGUGGAAUUCGAUGGCGUAUUGCAAAUUUAAUUGCCGAAUUAACGCAAAAUAAUCCAUUUUGUCAGGAAAAAGUUUUGGAAGCUGGUUAUAUGCCAAUUUUACUCAAUAUGGUUGAUUCUGAUCCACAUCAUCAGGCGAGAAUUAAGGCACUUUAUGCCGUUUCUUGUAUAGUGAGAGGACAUGCACUCGCUUUAAAGCAUAUGGAAGUAAACGAUGGUUAUUCCGUUUUAUUAAGAUCAAUACAGAGUCCAGUGGAAAAAUUACAAAUAAAAUCCGCUUUUUUGUUAUCGUCACUAUGCAAUCGUGAUAAUUUAAAUGAAUUAAAAUUAACACUCAUUAAAAUGGGACUCAUUGAACAAGUCGCUGGUCUUCUUACAAUGGGAAAUCUUCUACCGGAAACAAAGGAACAACUUUUAAGUGUAUUGAGUGGACUUUCAAGUAAUGGCUAUUUUCCCGCAUUAAAAGAAUGUCGUCGACCUGAACUUUGUUUGAAACAAACACUCGAGAGGCACUUACAAGAAUCAAAAUUAGAAGAGAGUUUAGAACGUGAAGAUAUUUGUAAAGAUCUUCUUGAUAAAAUAUUUUCUGAUCAAAAAUCACAAGAUCAGGAAAGAUAAUUCAUUUAGUAAUAGUAUUUUCUCUACAUUCGAUGGCACGAUUUUAAACUAAAAACAUUUUUUGAAAUCGUAAAAACGAAAUAAAAAAUCGCAUUCAUUUUCAUGCAAAUGUACAAAAAAAAAAGGAAAAAUAUUUUAUUUAAAAGCCAAUUAAAAACUACGAUUAGCAUGCAUCGUGUAUUUUCUUAAUUAUAAUAUAAUAAAUAACUGAUAAAAAUCAUGUAAUUUAAAUAUUAAACUAAAUCUUAUUGCAAAAUAAUAAAUAUACAAUUAAAUGAAAA